Messenger RNA from Gossypium raimondii (Peruvian cotton), 1494 nucleotides. RefSeq lists its product as uncharacterized. The record is from RefSeq and is a predicted model, not a curated record. Lineage: Eukaryota; Viridiplantae; Streptophyta; Magnoliopsida; Malvales; Malvaceae. The transcript is spliced from 8 exons. The coding region runs from base 215 to 1231 and encodes 338 amino acids.
AACAAAGCAACUAGUGGUCUAAAUUUGAAGCCGAUUAUGGCUUUCCCUCACUUUCUAGGUUCUACUCUUUCAGUGAGGCUUCCCAAAUUAGCCUAUCUUUGAUAGGCAGGUGUCUGGAUUGGUUAAAGAAGGGCCAUGACGCUACAAAUGGCUUAAAUAAAUCCCACACCCAGUUGGCCAAAGCUUUACACCGAAGAAGCAAAGCAGCAUCGGCAUGGCAGUUUAUUGCAAUUCCGCUCCCUUUUCUUGCAAAGCCUGGAGAAACAGAGACCCCACACCCUUAUCCGCACUCUUACCCACCCGUCUCUUCUCACUGCUUCAACCCCCAUUUAGCUUCCAUCCAGAUAGAUUAAAGCUCUCAACUUGCAGGUGGGAUAAGGUGGCUUCUGCUGUUGUUUCUGAAGAAAGUGCAGUUGGGUCAAGCUCUUCUGGGACUGAUGUAUUCAACCUCACUUACCUAGAGGGGAAUAGUUGGCUGUGGGAUAUAAGUGGGGUGAGAGUUUUGGUUGAUCCAAUAUUGGUGGGUAACUUGGAUUUUGGUAUUCCAUGGCUCUAUGAUGCUGCCAAGAAAUUUUUGAAGAAUUUCGAGCUUACUGACCUUCCUCAAGUUGAUUGCUUACUCAUAACACAAAGUCUUGAUGAUCACUGCCAUUUAAAAACCUUAAAACCGCUCUCCGAGAUGUCCCCAAAUCUCAGAGUCAUUGCUACUCCAAAUGCCAAGUCUUUGCUGGAUCCUCUUUUCAGAAAUGUUACGUAUCUAGAACCUGGUCAGGAGUCGGAAGUUGAAGCAGCGAAUGGUUCCAAAGUCAGAAUUCAAGCUACUGCUGGGCCAGUUCUGGGUCCUCCAUGGCAACGACCUGAGAAUGGGUAUCUAGUCAUUUCUCCACAGGGCCAAUUGACUCUCUAUUAUGAGCCUCAUUGCGUAUACGAUAAAGAUUUUCUUCAGAAGGAGCAUGCUGACAUUGUUAUCACCCCAGUGAUCAAGCAGCUUCUUCCAAAUUUUACGCUGGUUUCUGGACAGGAAGAUGCAGUGCAAUUAGCUAAACUGCUCCAUGCCAAGUUCAUUGUGCCAAUGAAAAAUGGAGAUCUUGAUAGCAAAGGAUUUCUAGCCAGCAUAGUCCAGGGUGAAGGAACAAUUGAAUCAUUCAAGGAGCUUUUGUCGAAGGAAUUACCGGAUGCAAAGACUUUAGAGCCCACACCUGGUGAACCAUUGCAAAUUCCUCCCCCCUAAAAUCUCUUACAUUUGCUAGUAAAACUAUGUAUAUAAGAUAGUUCAUGUAUUAAAUCCCACUCCCAGGCCUGCAUGAACUUCCAACCACUAGGCAUCUUCGUCUACUAUCUGUUACGUAUUUAGCUAUUACUAGAAUUGGACUCAAGUGAAAAUUAAUAGUUUUUAAAAAUAAAAUGGGUGAAAAUAUAUAUGUAAUAAGUUUAUACAGUUAUUAUACGAAGUGGUAAUUUUUUAACGCAGUAGAUUUUUGUUCUUGGAUAAAA